AUGCCACAAGAUAAAAGUGAACUUGACUGUGGUAAAGUACUUACUAAUCAGGAUAGUGGUGUUGGGUUUAGCACUAUCAAUACUAGUCCCCCGCAUCAACAGUCGAGCGAUUGUAUUUCUAACAUGAAGGAAAACCUAAUUCCGGAGGUGAAGAAUAAUGAUGAAUUAUCUGCAUCAUCUAUUACUCUUGCUGUUCCGAACAUUGAUUGUGGAAGUAAUACGACAAAGAUGCCAACAACAAGUACUCUCGUUGUGGAUGAUAUCAUUAAAAAUAGGAGGAAUAUUGAUGAUAAAAGGUCUCUUGAAAAUCGAGGAACGAGAACAGCCAGCCUGUCAAUGCCAACAACUAAUUAUUUAUUUCCAUCAUCAAAAAGUAACUUAAUUCCAAUAUUACCAAAAACUAAGGAUCAGGAAAAGGAGAAAAUGCAGAAAAACAAACUAACUUUUCAAAAUUCGAGAAAUUCUCUUUUUCAAAACUCUAACAAAACAACUUACACAAAAGUUGAAAUGAACAAACAAUCUAACGAUAAGAGAGGACAAACGAAAAUAGAUCACCAACCCAAAAAUCUAGAAUUGCCCUCAUUAGCAUCAAUUGUUUUAACACCAAAUACUCCUAACUCGGUAUCUAAUGUCAAUAUUGAAACAGACGAAUCAGAAAUUAACCCAAUACUGGAAUCAGUACCAUUCUUUAUAUUUUUAAAAAUUGGAAUACUCAAGGAAAACUCAGAACCUAAAUAUUUAGAGGCUUAUAGGGCUCUUUCUCAACAAAAUCUAUUCUUUAUGACCUCUUGGUUUAGAAAUCCAUUGCAUGGUAUUAUUGGAGCUUCAACAAUUUUGAGACAUGAUAUGGAAAAGAACAGUCAUUCAGAUAAAAGAAAAAAAAGAGGAAGAAAGAACAGCAUUUUACAAUCACCUUCUCAUUCACCAAUGAAUGCAAAGAAAGGAUUCUUACAUGUUUCAAAUGAUGAUGGACACUAUUCGAGUGAUUGUGAAUCUUCAUGUGGAGAUUCAACAGCUGAACAACCGUAUCUUGAAUUGGUGAAUGAUAUUUAUAAUAAUGCCAAUUUGUUACUUCACAUUUUCAGUACUUCACUUCAAAUGACAAGUCUCGAAAUGGGAAAUAUCAAAUUGAAGAAUGAACCAUUCAAUUUAUUGGACACAAUUGAAUCAGUAAUUUCAGUAUUUUAUAAUAUUGCAGCAGACAAGAAUGUUUCACUUCACAGUUUUAUUAAUUUAAAUUCUCUUCCAAACCAAGUGAUAGGUGACCACGUUAGAGUUUCUCAAAUAUUAAUGAACUUUGUGUCAAACUCUAUCAAAUAUUCAUCUAAUGAGCAAGGAGAGAGUUCAGUAAUUCUCAAGUGUGAUAUUUGUUCAGAUGAAGAGCUCAAAAAGUUGAAUGUUGAAAAAGAAAAAAUAAUUGAAAUGUUAGACGAUAAGGAGGACAUUGUUUUCGUUAAAAUUGAUUGUAUUGAUAAUGGAAAAGGAAUUGAAAAGGAUAAUAUCAACAAGUUAUUUAAAGCAUUCCAAACUUUUGAUUUGAAAUCAGCAAGUAACAUGGACACAGGUGGAACAGUAUUUGAUCAAUACUAUUUGAAAUCAAUUUCAGGUAAUACAAAAGGAUCGAAUGGAACGAGUUUACUAUUGAGUAACAGAACAGGAGUUGGAUUGAAUAUUAGCAAGCAACUUAUUGAGAAGAUGAAAGGAUCUAUUAUAGUUAGCAGCGAAAUAGGUAAAGGCACGACAAUGUCUGUAAUAUUUCCUUUAAAGAUAGCACCAACUCAAUCUGCACAAAAUCAAAGACUUGAAGAACUUAGUAUAGAUUUAGAAGAUUUCAACGUAUUAAUUAUUGACAAUGAUGCACUCUUUUUGGAUAUAAUGAAGGACUAUGUUGCUCAUAUUUGUGCUAAAACUACGGUUACCACUGUUAUAGACCCGAAAAGUAUUACGGAUAUUGAUGAGUCAAAACCAUUGGUAGUAAUUUAUUCUGAACAUCUCCAUGCAGAAGUGAAACAAAUCCUAAAAUUGGUUUCUGUAGAAAAGAUAUUGAUACCCAUUGGAUUGAGAGGAAGGACUAGAAAAUAUGCAACUAUGAAGUAUAUUAUCAAACCUGUAAAGGUUGACGAUAUGAUAAGCGUAUUGAACGAAAAACUCGACAAGCAAAAGAAGAAGAUUAAUUGUCAAAAUAUUAUUACUCCACCUCCAGAGAUAAAUAUCACAACUGAUAAUGUUCCAACUAUAGAGGUAGUAAUACCAGAACCUGUACCUUCUAAACGAAUACUGAUAACAGAUGAUAAUUUAAUUAACAGAAAAGUGAUGGAAAAGAUGGUUCGAUUGUUGGGAUUUACUGAAGUUGAUUGUGCAUCGAAUGGAUUGGAAUGUUUUGAAAUGUACAAACAAAAACAAUAUUCAAUCAUUUUAUUGGACUUGUUGAUGCCAGUCAUGUGUGGCAAGCAGAGUGUGAAACAUAUUCGAGAAUUUGAAGAGAGUGAAGGAAGAAAACGAACACCAGUAAUUGCCAUCACUGCCAACAUUUGGGAAUCAGUUGAUACUCUCUCACAACUUGGAUUUGACUCUGUCAUUUACAAACCAAUCCUUAUUGAAAAAUUGAGGGAGGAAGUUGAACGGUUAACGCAAGAAAGCAACUCAUAG
Molecule: messenger RNA, 2649 nt
Organism: Naegleria gruberi
Lineage: Eukaryota; Heterolobosea; Eutetramitea; Acrasida; Naegleriidae
Exons: 2
Coding region: 1-2649 (882 amino acids)
Biological process (GO): phosphorylation; phosphorelay signal transduction system
Molecular function (GO): transferase activity, transferring phosphorus-containing groups
Source: RefSeq, a predicted model, not a curated record